This is a messenger RNA of Capsicum annuum, 1727 nucleotides long. RefSeq names its product putative ribosome biogenesis protein C8F11.04. The transcript is spliced from 2 exons. Gene Ontology annotation, cellular component: 90S preribosome. The record is from RefSeq and is a predicted model, not a curated record. Lineage: Eukaryota; Viridiplantae; Streptophyta; Magnoliopsida; Solanales; Solanaceae. Bases 177 to 1457 code for a protein of 426 amino acids.
UACAGGGAUGCUACAUAUCAUUUAAUCUUCUUGAUGUACUUGCUUUAUAUUUCCUCAUCUUUUACUUCUCGUUUAGAUGGCAAUUAGGUUUUAGGGUUUUAGGUUUCUCCAUCUUAUAUUCUUCUCUCCCUUGCACUCACAAUUUUCAGCUCAAUAACAAGGAUUGUUUAACCCCAAUGGAGUCUCCUCCACCCUCCGCCGCCUCGGCCGCCGCCACAAAGGUUUCUCGGUCCACCGUAGAGAAGGCGGUAAACGCUCUUCUCAAAUGGAAAGAUUCUAAAUCGAAAAUCCAAAAGCCCCAAUUACUCCCACAAGAUGAUUUCAUCUACCUUAACCUCACUCUCAAGAAAAUACCACCAAAGCCUCGUACCAAUGCAUAUCGAAUCCCUUUCCCUCACCCGCUUCACGACGCUUCCGCGGAACUCUGCCUUAUCAUUGAUGACAGACCAAAUUCAAAGCUCACUUCAGAGGCCGCGAAAAAGAUUGUUAAAGCUCAAAACAUACCGGUUACCAAAGUCAUCAGGCUUUCGAAACUUAAGACUAAUUACAAACCCUUUGAAGCGAAAAGAAAACUUUGUGAUUCGUAUGAUCUUUUCUUGGUCGAUAGAAGGAUUGUUCAUUUGCUUCCUAAGCUCUUAGGGAAGCAGUUUUUCAAGAAAAAGAAGUUGCCUUUGCCGUUAGAUUUGACGCAUAAGAAUUGGAAGGAGCAAGUGGAGAGGGCUUGUGCGUCGGGGUUGUUUUAUUUGAGAACGGGGACUUGUUGUAUGAUGAGGGUUGGUAAGGGUUCGAUGGAGAGUGAACAGAUUGUUGACAAUGUGGUUGAAGCAAUAAAGGGUGUUGUUCAGGUGGUUCCGAAGAAAUGGGGUGGUGUGAGAAGCUUGCAUUUGAGGCUUUCUGAUUCUUUGGCAUUGCCAUUGUAUCAAACGUUGCCCGAUAUCAAACUCAAGAUUCAGGGGUUUAAGGAGAAAGAAACCGAGGAUAGAGUUGAAGAAGUGACUGAUGGUUUGGUUGAGGUUAAGGAAAGUAGCGAGAAAGCUGAGGAGGGGUCAGGGAAGAAGAAGCGGAAGAAUAAAGGAAGAAUUCAUGAAGUUAAUUACAUGGACUUUGACGCUGGUAUAGAUGAAUUGGGAAGUGAUGAUGAUGAUGAUGAUGUCGGUAAUGAUGUAGAAAAUGUUGGUAAUAAUGAAGAGGAAAAUAGUGAUGAAGACGUUGAGGAGAGUGAGGAUGUUGAAGUUGAGAAAGUGAAAAAGGGGAAAGCUAAGAAGGGUAGUAUUCUGAGUGAGUCAAAUGGUGAAAAGAUGGCAAAAAAGUUGAAAAGAACUGAGGAACAAAAGAAAAGUAAGUUGUCUUUGAAAGAUGGAAAGAAGAAGAAGAAGAAGAAGGGUUCCGAGCUUGAGAAAAAGCUGAAGGAUGGGUCAGCGAAGGCAAAGAGUAAGAGAAGCAAGAUAAGAACAUAAGAAUAAUUAGUGUUAUUAAGAGCUUUACUGAUAACAGAUCCAUUCUAUUUUGAAGUAGUCUUUAGCAGGUUGUGCCUUAGAUCUUGUUUUGAAACAGAUUUUGCACUACCUAUUUUAUUUGGAUAUUAUUGUUGUUUUUUGCUUUCCCCUUCUUCUCAGUUUUGAAUUGGAAGGAAUCCAUAGUUCAGACUUUGUAUGUGCCGUAACCACCUUCCUCUGCUAUGUUAAUCAGCUUAUAUUAUUCAAAAUUUUAUUCAUUUUUGCUGCUUA